This is a messenger RNA of Meloidogyne enterolobii, 336 nucleotides long. NCBI's taxonomy places the organism in Eukaryota, Metazoa, Nematoda, Chromadorea, Rhabditida, Meloidogynidae. The record is from the annotation of a GenBank genome assembly.
AUGAAAAAGGAGGAUACGGACAACGCCUUAAAAAGCGAAAAAAUUCUCUACAAAUUGUAUCUGCCGGCAUUGGAGGAAAGAGGCUUCGAUGCAACUGGAACUUUCCGAGAGUGGAGGAAGAAGAGUGGAAUGAUCCCGGAAAAAGGCGAGACUUUGGAAGACUUCAACGGCAGAGUCGAAAAGGCGAUUGCGAAAAGGGACGAUAAGAGCAAAGUCAGCGGAGGCAAGAAGAAGAAGGGCGGCAAAGUGAAGCGGAUUUGAAGCUAUAAUAAGAAUGAAACUAGAAGUUGAGAAGAUAAAAAUGGAGAUAAAUAUAGAGAAUAUAAAUUGUAAAUA